Molecule: messenger RNA, 4045 nt
Organism: Fusarium verticillioides 7600
Lineage: Eukaryota; Fungi; Ascomycota; Sordariomycetes; Hypocreales; Nectriaceae
Exons: 1
Coding region: 161-1180 (339 amino acids)
Biological process (GO): ergosterol biosynthetic process
Molecular function (GO): iron ion binding; C-4 methylsterol oxidase activity
Source: RefSeq, a predicted model, not a curated record
GCGACGUCAUGCCAAUGAAACAAUCCUCACCCGUUCACUAAAAUAAAAAUAAACCCUCCAAAAAUUAAGCAACAAAUCUCGUGGCAUUUCCAAUCUAAAACUCUACAGUAUAUCUGCGCCACAACCUAAUACCCAUCACUCCCUCACUCACUAACAAACGAUGGACGUUCUUCUCUCCCUCCCAAUAAUAUCCUACCUCAUCUCCCCCGCCUCAGCAUCAUGGUCCACAUCCUUCAACAUCUUCUUCUUCUACGUCCAGUGGACCACCUUCGUCCUAACCCACACGCCCUUCCGCGUGCGCCUCAUCGGCUCCCUCGCCACGCGCAUAAUCCUAUUUCUCUUCCCGUCGCUUGUAUCGUUGCUAUUUGACACAGGCGUGCCAAGUAUCGCAGAGUCGAUCAAAUUUGGCGGCCGUGCUUCGCUUGCCCCGCGGGAUGCGCGCUUGCUUACGCGACAGCUGGGCCUUGUGCUGGUGAACCUCUUGUGCGUGACGUUGCUGGAGGGCGCGUCGCAUUUGGCGUUUGUGUAUCUCGUUGGUGAGAAUGAUUUUAAUCCGACGGCGUUGCUGCCUUUGCCGUGGCAGUUGGCGAAACAUAUUGUGCUUAUGAUGACGGGGCGUGAGGUGUUGACUUAUUACAUUCAUCGCAAUCUUCUUCACUCCAGUGGCGCAAUUGGCAAGCUUCACAGACGCUUCAGUCACGCGCGAUCAGCAGCGCCGUACAGUCUUCUCGUAUUUGCAGAUUACCCCAUCCCUUUUCUUCUCCAUCACUUCUUCCCAAUGUACCUGCCCGCCAUCGCCCUGCGCCCUCACAUGGUCACGUACUUCCUCUUCCUUGCGCUCUGCACGGUCGAAGAGACAAUCACCACGUCAGGGUACAGUGUCGUGCCUGGCAUUAUCAUGGGUGGAAUGACGCGUCGCAGAGCAAUUCAUUACGCGAGCGGAGGCGAUUGCAAUUUCGGCGCCUGGGGAGUUUUGGACUGGGCGAAUGAUACAGGAAAAGGGAGGGAUGUUCUCGACGAUGUGAGGGCUGAGGCGGAGAAACAUAACGUCAAGGAGAGGUCGGCGGAUAAGUUGGAUAGCGGUGUGAGUGCUCUCCAGGGAGGGAUUGACAAAUUGACGAAUGGAGAUGAUGGCGGUAAGAGGAGGAGUUCGCGAUUGAGAGCAAAACGCGGCAAUUGAAUGGAGUCCAUUUUCGAUUGACAUCAAAGUCGUUUCCCAGCAAAUAACGUGCAGCCAUCUAAUAAUAAGUGUACAAACUCCCAUCCAUCCCAUUGCUUGUUCCAUCUAUUUAUAUCCCAUCUUCUUCGCGAACCAGCUCAGCGUCUCAAUGCCGCUCUGCACUCUCAUGCCAAUUCUAGUGUCCAGCACAAAAGUCUCCCAUACCUUGGCGACAUCCAUUUGCUUCACACACUCGUCGUAUUUUUCUCUUCUAUACGCUGCAAUCUCAUCCGGUGUGCCUUCGGGAGGAUUGCAACACUCUGACCAUGCGAUGGCGCCUUUUUCGUACACUGCUGCCGCGAGGACGUAGUCAUCCUUUGUCGGGCCCUUAAAUGCGAAACUGACCUGGUUAGACGUGAUACGAUUGACAUGUGACUCUUGAACUUACCGGUCAAACUUAAAGACAUGCGUCUCCAAUAACUCUCUCGCCUCGGCAAACUUCUUCUGAUUGCGGAACAACGAGGCGUUGAUGAGCGCCCAGGCUCCCAUCUCAUCAACCUCAGCCUUGAUCUUAUCCGCAACCUCCGUCUUAGCAGUGCAUCUGUCCCAACUCAUGUCCCCAACUGCCUUGUCCAGUUCAGCGGGUCCCAUGCGCUUGAUGGUGUUCCACAUGUAACUCAUCUCCAACGCGGGACUGGGCCCAAUCGCAUCAGCGAGAUCGACGCCAAAGCUCUUAGCGCGGUCCUCCCACUUCUGUAUCUUGCGCUGGACAAACACCUCGAACGGCAGCUGGCGCGCCAUGAAGCGCUUCUUACCCGCUACGCCUGGCGCCUUGCGCAGGUAUUCUUCCGCUUUGGCUUUUUGGCGGCGCGCCUCAUCCUUGUCUCCCGCGGCUACGGCGUCGCGGUAGAGUUCGACGGAUGCGAUACCUGCCAUGUAGUAGUACAGUGCGUGACUCCAGUCGUUAAGCUCGAGGCAUCGCAUGAAGGAGUCGCGCAUAAGAGGCCAGUCCUGAAUGGCCAUUGAAUUGAGCGAGAGCUCAAAGUUAUUGAGUGCCGUGACUUGCUUCAUCUUGGACUCACCGCCGGUGGUGAGAACUUCAACGGCUUUGGGGAGGUCACGCUCAUUGCUGUGCAGACGCGCCUCUUCAAUGAGCCAGAGUCGCGAGUCGGGGUAUCGAGAGCGCAUCGAUGCAAGAAGUUUCUCGCAUUUUUCUCGUGGAGGCCCGACAAUCUCAGCACCCUCGUCGAAAUCUUUUGCAUCGGGGAGGAUGUCGACUGCGCCCAGGAGAGCAUUGUAGUAAGACAGCAGGACAAGACCGGCGAUGGCGCCGUUGACAUUGGCGUAAGCGGUGGAGCGCCAGAGCAUGCGAACGCCACGCUCACGAUCACCACGGAAGCCAACAACGGAAAGGAGACGAGUGAAAGCGGGAGGAACCAGGGUCAACAUGAGAAGAAUCAUACCAAAACACAUGUUAGCCCCGGAGUGAACAAAGAUGUCGAGGGGGUUUUCAAGAAGAACAGAGUCGGACUCGGUAGGCUUCGAUCGAGCCUCACGCAGAGGUGCACCUUCAUCGAUCUUCUCAUCCUCGGUGGUCGAUGAGCUUGAAGAGUCUCCAGUCGCAGGAGUCUGUGUGCCAGAAGCCGAGUCAAUAUCAAGCUUCUCCAUGCUCUUAUUCAAUUCCGUAACAGGCUUAGCGGAGAGCGAUGCCUCUGAAGUUGACUGAGGCAUAUCCUUGAGCGUCUUCGCCUCAGCCUCAAUAAUCGCAUCAAGCGUCAUGAACGCCUUGCGAAGCUUAAGAAAACUCUUCAUCGCAUCAAUGAGACUCUCAUGCAAAACACCAACCACAGCGCCCAUGAGCUGCGUCUCCGCACGAACGAGCUCGAAUUCUGUACCGGGAGGAUACAACUUACUCCCCGCACGAGCCUUGCCAUGCUUCUGAGCCUUUUUGUAAUCCGCCCAAGCUUUUGCUUCACAUUCAUCGAGCUUAGUGGUGGUCUCGGUCAUGACGGCUUUUUCAAAGCCCAGCACGGAGCGCAUGAAGAUGGUGACUGCCAAACCAAGCUGGUGAAAGGACGAGUCUCCCGUCUGAAGCUUCUCCCAAGCUCCGUCGAUAUCGUCGUUCAUGAUGAGGCCGCACGAUGCCAUUGCGUCGUCAAUAUCCUCCAUUUCUCGGGCCAUGGUGUCUUUGGUGGUGAUGGAGCCAGCAUCGCUGUUGGCCUCAGUAGCUGGCGUCGCGGUUCCGGACCGGAACCAACCCGCUAAACGACUCAUUUCGAUGAAUCUUUGGAGUCUGAUUGACUAGGUGAGGUUGAGAUGGAAGAGUAUUCUGGUGAUAUACGCGCGAAUUGAUGCUGAGCCUCGAAUGCUGACGUCUUAGGCUGAAUGAGGGAUCUUAAGCCCCUCUUUGUGGCGUUUACCCUGAUGCUGACAGACGAGACGGGACCAUCCGCUUCAGGUUUUGUGAUGAUAACAUGCAGAUUCAAGAUAGUCUGUAAUAAUGAAGCUUGAGGAUAGGGAGUGAGAGGCUUUUGAGGUUGAGCCAGAGAAAAAAAAAACCACUCGUAAUGCUGAGAUCAAAAAUUCAGUUCCACCUCAUCAUAGGUAGCUUGUGCUUAUGCAGGUAAGCUAAGCCUGCUAAGCUACCUGCCCCCCCACCAAAUCCGCGGAGUUUAGGCGGGCUUACGCAUGAGCUCGGGGCCAAUCGGAGCUUGGGACUGACAUCAUUGUCGUUGAUGCGACUCCGGCUUUGGAUAAUGAUCUUGUGCAUUUAUCCAGCUCGAUCAAAGAAUUAUACUGUACUUCAUAUCACCAUUCUAUUUGUUUUGUUUUGACUCUGCUCUGUCACUGGCAUGCUUGUAAGCGUCUGAUUCAGUCACCGUCUCG